Messenger RNA from Drosophila innubila, 2081 nucleotides. Its product is annotated as nose resistant to fluoxetine protein 6. The record is from RefSeq and is a predicted model, not a curated record. Lineage: Eukaryota; Metazoa; Arthropoda; Insecta; Diptera; Drosophilidae. The transcript has 5 exons. The coding region runs from base 55 to 2034 and encodes 659 amino acids. Gene Ontology annotation, molecular function: acyltransferase activity, transferring groups other than amino-acyl groups.
UUCAGUACUUGCACGGUGUCUCGUCAGACAGGUUGACACUGUUGACAAUCCGGAAUGAUGUUACAACUAUUGCUGGUGCUGUUACUACCCGCAAUUGGACGUGGACUCGAGUCGCACUCAUUGCUCGAGGGGAUUACGCAUCUGGUGGCAAGCUCGAGCAAUGCCAUCACGCAGUUGACGUCGUGUCAGCGACAGCUGUUGGCGUUGCACGACGCUUGGCAGCGGCGAGAGGCCUGGGCAUUAAAGGCUUUCGAUGCCUCGGGCAGUGGCUAUGAUAAUUUCAUGCUGGGCAACAGCUUGUGGCUUGGCAGUCGCGUCUCCUGUCGUGCCGUCAAUGAGAAUGUGAUGAGAUAUUAUACGACUAAGCAGCAGCAUCUGCAUCGCAACUUGGCGCCGUUUCCCUUCGAUUAUCACCUGGCUUAUGUGAGAGCAAAUUCACCGUGGCAAUCGCAUUUGAUUGCCAAGGAGCCAGCGUUGCUGCACUUUGGACUCUGCUUGCCACAGAUCUGCACUCGACUGGAGCUGGAGGAGAUGCUGCCACAAGUCUUGGCUGCUGGUGGAAUUCACAGUGAUAAGUUUGAGAUGAAGCCAGAGUUGGUUUACACCAAGCAGCCGCAAUUAAAGGGAGAUUUCUUUGCCAGCAAGUCCUUUAAAUUGUUUUUGACUUUGCUUGCUUGUGUUUUGCUGCUGACUCUACUUGCCACUUGUGGCAUGGCUGGAGGACGCAUUGUUAGCUGCUUUGAUGCAGCCUCCAAUUGGCAACGUUUGUGGCAGGUAUCAGUUGGCAACCACGAAAUUGCCGUCAUCAAUGGACUACGUGUGUUGAGUGCACUUUCCAUACUCAUUCUACACGUUAGCUGGUAUACCUCACAGUCUACGGAUCAGUCGGCGGAUCUGGCCAUGAAGGUAGCAACUAUAUGGCUGUAUCAUCCGUAUUUACCUGCUAUGCUGGAGAUAUUCUUUACCAUCAGUGGGUUUCUCACCGUCUUCAAUUUCCUACGCAAUGAGACGCUUCAACGGAGCAUUACCGAGGACACGAUUCUGGGGAAUCUAAGUUCCAUAUUAAAGCAACUUGUGCAUCGUUAUCUACGUUUGGCACCGCUGCAACUCGUCGUGAUCUUGUUUAUAAUUGUUGUCUUCUCCUACUAUCAGGAAGUAUCAGUGUAUCACAUCUUUGAGCCGCUGGAUGAGAUUUGCUCGCGAAAUUGGUGGCAGAACAUGUUCUUGAUCCAGAACAUGUAUCCGGAGACGAUGUGCGCCAAUUGGACGUGGUCCGUGGCCUGUGAUAUGCAGCUACAUGUGUUGGCCACAUUGCUGCUCUUUCUCUAUGUGAGGCAUCCCAACUUUGUGCGUCGUCUGGUUUUGGCCAUAUUGUGUGGCAAUGUGCUCUACACCGUUGUGCUGCUGAUCAUAUUGGAUAUGGAUUUCAAGUUUGACUCGGUCUAUGUGAAUCUCACCACAUGGUUCUAUUUUAAUCCUUUGGUGCGCAUGUUGCCCUACGUGAUUGGCAGCAUUUAUGGCUAUACACAUGUGCGGGGUUGGAGUUCCCCCGCUGAGGUACUCCUGCCCAACAAGUUGACCAAGUGUUUGCUGGCUGUAGUUGUUUUCCUGCUCUUCCAGCAGCUGCAAGCUGAGGAACUGCAAAAUUCCGCUGUCCUUGCCAGCGGUAUAAUUAUGAUACGUACAAUUAUCUCCGUAUUUGCGGCGCAACUCGUUUUGGCCAGUUUUAAAAUUGAACAGAGUUCGGCUUUAAUACGUUGGCUUGUGGAUUUUCUGCAAUCGAAAUGUUUUCAGUUUGUUGGCCGUGUGACUUUUGCCUUCUACUUACUGAAUCCUUUGAUUAUUUACUGCUUUAACUUCACUUUUGGCAAUGUACUUCCUGCGGAUAUCAGCAUGUUGUCCAUUUUGGCUAUCGCUCAUACGUUUAUUGUACUGGUUUUGGCCAUUUUCCUGACGCUGUUCUUCGAGAUGCCGUUGAAUAGGCUAACAAGUCUGCUUUUAUCCUCGAAUUCUAGUAAAAGUAAACAAAAUUAAAUGCAUACAUUGUAUUUUUCCUAUAAAUAAAUUAAAUGCAAUCUCAA